AUGAAUGCAUGUGCUAAGCCCUCCUCCACAUGCUCGCCGGUCACGGAAGAGGACAGGAAGGCUGCGUAUGAGCAUGGAGCUUCAACCUACGAGAAGGAUGUCUGCUCCGGGGAGGCAUGGCUUGGGAUAGAUAAGGCUCGUAAGGCGCUGCUACAUCAUGCUCGGGGCAAGGUGCUCGAGGUUGCAUCGGGGACUGGACACAACUUUGAUCUGUAUCCAUCAGAUUGCCGGAUUACAGCAGCAGACAACUGUGAAGCGAUGGCGAAGAUUUGCCAGUCCAAGAGCUCGCCAAACGUGGAAUCAAUCCACGUGAUGGACACUGCAGACUUGAAGUUCCUGGAUCAGAGCUUCGACACCGUUGUCGACACGUUUGGGAUCUGUAGCUACGAAGAUCCCCUGGCAAGCUUGCAGGAAAUGCAGAGGGUGUGCAAGGUGGACGGGAAGAUUCUGCUGUUGGAGCACGGUCGUUCCUGGUUUACACCUCUGAACUGGAUGCUCGAUAGAUCUGCAGCGAACCAUGCGAAGAAGUGGGGCUGCUGGUGGAAUCGAGACAUUAGAGACAUCGUCAGCAAGUCAGGUCUGCAGGUCGUGGAAAGCAAGUCAUAUCACUUAGGGACAACACACUUAGUCGUUGCAAAAAGAUCUAUUUGA
Molecule: messenger RNA, 651 nt
Organism: Guillardia theta CCMP2712
Lineage: Eukaryota; Cryptophyceae; Pyrenomonadales; Geminigeraceae
Exons: 3
Coding region: 1-651 (216 amino acids)
Source: RefSeq, a predicted model, not a curated record